Entelurus aequoreus (snake pipefish) is the source of this 2703-nucleotide messenger RNA. RefSeq names its product oocyte zinc finger protein XlCOF22-like. The transcript has a single exon. NCBI's taxonomy places the organism in Eukaryota, Metazoa, Chordata, Actinopteri, Syngnathiformes, Syngnathidae. Bases 980 to 1960 code for a protein of 326 amino acids. The record is from RefSeq and is a predicted model, not a curated record.
GGGGUGAGUGAUGUGAGUAAGUUAGGAGAGGUAGUGGUAGCAUGUGCAGGAGUGUUAAUAGCAUGGUGGAUGUCCGGUUGUGCCCUGUGGAAAUAAUAAAUAAAGUGAGCAAGUUGUAACUAAUCGACGGCCUCGUCCUUCUGACCAAAGAGCGGAGCUUUAUGGACCCAGUGUUACCCCCGACAAAACAUGGGCCCUGGAGGUGUACGUCUCCCCUGUGUUCCUCGACCACGGUCUGGGAGCCCACAAACAGGGUGUAAAGGUGUAAGGCAACCCUUGCAGAGCGGCGGCUCCCUGUUUAAAGUGUCACCUUUGUUAGUUUAGAAGCCCAAAUACCUCCAUAUUGCACUUCACGCACCCUCUUUAUUAACCAGUAGAAUUGUCCUUUGUUGCCUUUCUUCCUCUCCACCAUGUUAUUGCUUGUAUGCACUUUGUGUGUGCGUUUUGACACACUCAACAUCAUGCGCCUCGGCUCUGUAGUCACCGCCGCACAGCAGCAUUCAGAUGAAAGAACGGUAGCGGUACUUUUCAAAGGUGGUAUAGUACCGGUUUCAAUUGAUUAGUACCGCGAUACUUUAUUAGUAGCGGUAUACUGUACAACCCUACUACACACACAUACAGUACAUAGAAGAAAGUGUGUUUUUGUUGUUUGUGUCUUGCAGACGUCCAGCAGCUGAUCGGUAAUCCAGAAGAAGUUUCCCCUCAGUUAGGGGGGAGCUCCACUUUGAAGCAGGAGACUCCACAACCACCCUGCAUUAAAAAGGAAGAGGAGGAACUCUGCAUCACUCAGGAGGGAGAGUGUCUUCUAGGACGAGAGGAAGCUGAUUACACCAAGUUUCCACUGAGUAUUCUCUCUGUGAAGACUGAAGAUGAUGAAGAGAAACCACAAGCAGACAACAUCUUAGCUCCACCAUCAGAUAGUGAGGCUGAAGACGAGGUUGAAGAACCUUUGAGCAGCGAUACAGACUGUGAAGGUGAUAUGAGGACUCACACUGACAACAAACACUCUGAAUGCUCUUCAAAGAAGAGAGGUAAAACAUGUUUGAGCUGCUCAGUUUGUGCUGAAAGUUUUACUAAAAAGAGCCUUUUGACUGUACACAUGAGAACACACAAAGGUGAAAAACCAUUUAAUUGUUCAGUUUGUGGCAAAAGCUUUUCUCAAAAAGGCCAUUUGACUCAACACAUGAGAACACACACAGGUGAAAAACCAUAUAAGUGUUCAUUUUGCGGCAAAAGCUUUUCUAAAAAAAGCUCUUUGACUGAACACAUGAGAACACACACAGGCGAAAAUACAUUUAAGUGUUCAGUUUGUGGCAAAAGCUUUUCUAUUAAGAGGUAUUUGACUGAACACAUGAGAACACACACAGGUGAAAAACCUUUUAGUUGUUCAGUUUGUGGCAAAAGCUUUUCUCUAAAAUGCCAUUUGACUCCACACAUGAGAACACACACAGGUGAAAAACCUUUUAGUUGUUCAGUUUGUGGCAAAAGCUUUUCUGAUAAGGGCCAUUUGACUCAACACCUGAGAACACACACAGGAGAAAAACCAUUUAGUUGUUCAGUUUGUGGCAAAAGCUUUUCUGAUAAGAGCCAUUUGACUCAACACAUGAGAACACACACAGGAGAAAAACCAUUUAGUUGUUCAGUUUGUGGCAAAAGCUUUUCUGAUAAGAGCCAUUUGACUCAACACAUGAGAACACACACAGGAGAAAAACCAUUUAGUUGUUCAGUUUGUGGCAAAAGCUUUUCUGAUAAGAGCCAUUCGAUUCAACACAUGAGAACACACACAGGUGAAAAAUUUAGUUGUUCAGUUUGUAGCAAAAGCUUUUCUGUUAAGAGCCAUUUGACUGAACACAUGAGAACACACACAGGUGAAAAACCAUUUAGUUGUUCAGUGUGCUGUAAAAGGUUCCCACGUAAUGCAGACGCAGUAAAACACAUGAGAACGCACAAGGGAAAAUAACCAAUUAGCUGUUUAGUUUGUGGUAUGUUGCUCAUAUGUGGUGACAUCCACCCUACCCAGGACCUCCUCACUGCUUCUUUCACAAAUAUCUGAGGUAUUCAUACAAACUUGGAUUAUUUGGAGCAUAAUCUUAUCUGCUCAUGACCCCAUGUCUUCUCUGUAUCUGAAACCUUCCUGAAAAGUAAGAUAGAUGAUGCUUCAAGUGCUUGGUUACUCCUUCAGUCGAGGGACCUGGGGCCUCGUGUUAAGUUUGUGCACGCUCAAAAACCUGGUUUGUUGAGUUAGCACAGGAUUAAUAUGUGGAAAUGACAAAUGAGGUAGUUGAUACAUAGAAUAGUUUUUAUUCAUGGUUUUUGUUUUUUGUUCAAUCCUAGAUGGGUUGUGACUUAAAGUUUAAUUGCUUUGUAGAAACACUGAGAUUAAGUCUAAGUUCAUUGUGUUCUUCAAGGUGUUUUUGAAGGGUUUUGUUUCCUCAAAAUGUUUAACUAACUUGAAGUGUUUUGUCAAGAGGAUUGUUUGUGAUAUGUACAUUUUCAGAAUGUGCUUGUUCUAUUUUGGGCUGAAUUAAAAUAAAGAAAACAAUCUGAAGUUGUUGUAGUCGUAUUUUUAUUUUUAUUUUUUUUAUUUUUUUAUUUUUAUUUUUUUUAUAAUGUCCUGCCCAGCUUCUCGGGCAAAUCAUAUAGCAGAUGUAGAUGCCCAUAUCGGCUGUUCAGAUUUACUUUACAAAAGAGAAGUGUAGGAUA